This is a messenger RNA of Musca vetustissima, 1699 nucleotides long. RefSeq names its product G2/mitotic-specific cyclin-B (gene CycB). The transcript is spliced from 5 exons. Gene Ontology annotation, biological process: regulation of cyclin-dependent protein serine/threonine kinase activity; mitotic cell cycle phase transition. Gene Ontology annotation, molecular function: cyclin-dependent protein serine/threonine kinase regulator activity. The record is from RefSeq and is a predicted model, not a curated record. NCBI's taxonomy places the organism in Eukaryota, Metazoa, Arthropoda, Insecta, Diptera, Muscidae. Bases 31 to 1698 code for a protein of 555 amino acids. Gene Ontology annotation, cellular component: cyclin-dependent protein kinase holoenzyme complex; cytoplasm; nucleus.
AAUACUAUUGAAAAACAAAACUAGACAAAAAUGGUUGGAACAACUGUUUUAAAACGUGUCGAUGAGAACGAGUCUGCUGCCUUCAAGCAAGUCAAGAAAAUUGGUGUCUCCACAACAGAGGUUACUAAACGUGCCGCCUUGGGAGACUUACAGAAUCGUGGUGUUGUACGUACCAUUGCCGCCAAGGAUGCAGCACAAAAGGACUUGAAGGAUACCAAACUUCAAAAUGCAUUGCGUGCAACCAAGGCCCGUGUGGAUACACACUGGAAGAAGACAACAACUACGACCACAGUCGGCGGUGCUACACGUACAAAUGUUGCAACCGGCGAAGUGGUACCAACUGCUGCCGCAGCCCAGCGUAAAGUAUUAACCCGAUCCAAUUCCGUGCGUUUGGGAACCACGGCGACCACCGGAUUGGGUGGACUGCAACGACAUGCAUCGGCAACCUCGCACUUGCUUGUCGGACAUAAUAAAGUUAAGACGCUGACCACAAAACUGGUCGAAAACAAAGUGCAACAAGUUAAAAUUAUCAACAAAACAACCAACAAGACUGAAACGGAUGCUACCGUCGAACCAUCCCUGCGCCGUGAAGAUAGCAAUCUAUCCCGUAAAUCAUUAACAAAAAUUAAAGCUGCCAUUACACAAAAUGCCUCUGCUGCUGGCGCCACAAAACCAACCCUUGUAAAAUCACAUUCAGCAGCUGCUACAUUAACCCGCAAAGAACCAACAACCAAAUCCACCGAAACAACAUCUUCCGCCACCAGUGCAUCGGCUGACAAAUUGAAAAUUGUCAGCGUACAAACACAUUCAUCCAAAUUAUUGGACGAUGUUAAGGAUAUCGAUGAAGGUGAUGCGGAAAAUUUGGUCUUAGUAUCUGACUAUGUCAACGACAUCUAUUCGUACCUGUUCAAAUUGGAAGCCGAACAACCGGUUAUGAAAAAUCAUUUAGAAGGUCAAGCUGAGGUCUAUGCUAAAAUGCGUGCCGUUCUAAUUGAUUGGAUUAACGAAGUUCAUACACAAUUCCAUUUGGCUGCCGAAACAUUCCAAUUGGCUGUGGCGAUAAUUGAUCGUUAUUUGCAAGCUGUUAAGGAUACCAAACGUUCACAUUUGCAAUUGGUCGGUGUCACUGCACUCUUCAUUGCUGCCAAAUACGAAGAGUUGUUCCCACCAGCCAUUGCCGAUUUCAUCUAUAUCACCGAUGACACAUACACCGGCAAACAAAUCCGCCAAAUGGAAUUGCAAAUCUUCAAGGCAUUGGAUUGCAAUUUGUCGCGACCAUUGCCCAUACAUUUCUUGCGCCGUUUCUCAAAAGCUGCCGAAGCUGAGGAUAAUCAUCAUGCCAUGUCGAAAUACUUUUUGGAAUUGGCAAUGAUUGAAUAUGAUAUGUCUCACUAUAAGCCAUCUGAAAUUGCUGCUGCCUCACUUUUCCUCUCCCUAAAUCUCCUGAAAGAAAAUUCCAACAUGGCCACCGGUCUUAAUAACAAACACUGGAAUUCUACCUUGGAAUGGUACUCACGCUAUUCACCCGAGCAUUUAAGACCCAUUGCCAAAAAAAUCGCCACUGUGGCUCGCAAUGCACCAAAUGCCAAACUGAAGGCUGUCUAUACCAAAUACCAAGCAUCGAAAUUCCAAAAAGUCUCCACACGUUCUGAAUUGUACAGUACUCUAAUGGAUUCCAUCAUUAGCAGUAAAGAGUAAA